Molecule: messenger RNA, 2183 nt
Organism: Camelina sativa (false flax)
Lineage: Eukaryota; Viridiplantae; Streptophyta; Magnoliopsida; Brassicales; Brassicaceae
Product: putative inactive receptor-like protein kinase At3g56050
Biological process (GO): protein phosphorylation
Molecular function (GO): ATP binding; protein kinase activity
Source: RefSeq, a predicted model, not a curated record
CAGGUAAAAGAUUUACAUGACAAUUGCGUAAACUUUAAAUUAUCGAACUUUUGUCAAGUUUGUCUGUAGUCAAGUGUAUGUAAAUAACUAAUAACUUUUCAAAUUGUGUUUCUUUUUUUGUUUUUAAAAGAGAAAUAUCAAGAAAGUAAUAAGAAAAUUAGAAAUAGAAGUUGAAAGAGUAGUAGCAACCGAUUGAUUAGUCUUCUUGUCCUCAACGACGACUUCAAAACUGUUUCUCCUCCAACAUUCUCUUCCUUCUUUCAGAUAAAUAUUAAACAACAGAAGCAAAGAAACCAAUCUCCUACCUAAUGAGAUCCAAUAGACGUUGGGGAUUGAAUCUCCCAAUCAUCAUCUUCCUCACCUAUCUUCCUCUGAAACUCAAGUCCCAAGGUAUGUUUCUUUUGAUCCUCAUCUCUCUGUUUUUCUCUUGUGUUUCUUUGAAUCAUGACAAUUCCUUUUCUGAAGAGAUUGCAGAAGUCUUUGAUUCUUCUCAAGAUAAUUCAUUAAUCCAAUCCAGAGUUAAUGGGAACCGUCGCAUCCUGAUUGAUGCACCUUUUCCUGGCAAAGGCCCUGCCCUCGAUGCCUCCCCACCAUCCCCUGAAUCUGCAACCUUCAGAGAUCCCCUGCCGCCUCCACCACCACCAGAAGGCGACGAAACCCCUAGCCCUCCUCAAAGUGGUGUACCAGCACAAACACCAAAGACCACCCCACCUGCUAUUACUCCCCUGCCUGUGCCUUCGGCUCCAUCUCCGUCUCAGUCUCAGUCUCCUCCUCCAAGAACUAAAACGAAGUCUACCAAGGUUUUUAUGAUCGUCGGCAUAGUCGUUGGCGUAUUCACUCUCUCGGGUGCAUUAAUCAUCUUCUUUCUAAUCUUCAGUCGAAAGAUUCCAAUCAAGCCUUGGUCCAACAGUGGCCAGCUUCAAGAUGCUCUUCUCACAGGCAAACACACUCUUCAAUCUUCACUCUCUCUCUCUCUCUCUUUCUUCUCUCUUCAUAUUGAGUUCCUCUUAUUUUGUACUUUUUGUAUUGCAGCAGAUGUUCCGAGGCUGCAGCUAUCUGAGCUACAAGCAGCUUGCGAAGAUUUCAGUAACGUCAUUGGCUCUUUCUCAGAUGGUACCAUUUAUAAAGGAACUUUGUCCACUGGUGCGGAAAUCGCCGUUGUGUCUGCCGGGGCUGGUUCUCGUGCAGCCUGGUCCACCGCCAUGGAAACACAAUUGCUACAAAAGGUACCAGAACCUCGUUUGCAGCUUCGUUUUGAACAGGGGUUGACAUUGCCAUUGAAGAAUAAUUCCACUCUGUUUCUGCAGUUGCAUAAGUUAUCCAAAGUGGAUCACAAGAAUUUUCUGAAUGUGAUCGGUUAUUGCCACGAGGAAGAGCCCUUCAGCCGAAUGCUUGUUUUCGAAUACGCUCCCAAUGGAUGCCUCUCCGAGCAUCUGCACUCUCAACACGCGGAGCACUUGGACUGGCCUACCAGACUAAGAAUCCUCAUGGGAAUAGCUUACUGUCUAGAGCACAUGCACAAUCUCAACCCACCCAUCCUGCACACCAGUUUGGACUCCUCUUCUGUCUACUUAACUGAAGACAACGCUGCCAAAGUCUCCGACUUUUCUGUAAUCAAUUCCAUCUUUCCCUCUCAGGAGAGUUCCUCCAGCAAGAAUCUUCUAGAAUGCUCAUUACUUGAUCCCCAGACAGAUGUCUUUAAUUUUGGUGUUGUUUUGUUCGAAAUCAUCAGUGCGCAGUUACCAGACCCGGAUUCUUUGUUUUUCGAACCAAAACCUGCAAGAGAUAUUGUGGAUCCGACCCUGGAAACGUUUCAGGAGGAUACUGUUGAGAGACUGCUGGAGGUGGUUAGGCAGUGUAUGAAUCCAUACCCAGCUCAGCGACCAACAAUGAUAGAGGUUGUGGUGAAGUUGAGAGAGAUAACUGGAAUAGAAGCUGACGCAGCAAUGCCAAGGCUAUCUCCACGGUGGUGGACGGAGCUGGAGAUCAUAUCCACAGAAGGAAACUAAAGAGAAUGGAGCCGUCCUUUUAGGUGUCCCCCUGUAUAUAUACACAAAUGACACUUUGAAGUGAUGAUCAUCUUUAUCUUCAUCUGCAUUAAAAGACUAAAUACUGUAUAUAAUAAACAGUUGGCUUUGCAUAGAAAUCAUUGGUAAGAAUAAUAAUAAAUGACAGUUUCUUUA